AUGUUUAACUUUUAAAAAUAGAAUAUUUAAAAUCAGAAUUAAAUAAAACUGAAAGUGGAUUAUUAUGUCAAUAAAAUAAUUUUACAAGAAAAAUGUAAUAAGCCAAGAAUUAGAUAUUUAUUUAUGAGGAUAGUAUUUAAAGAUUGAAUUGAGAAUUUUUGUUAUUAGAAUAAUAUCAGACAAGAAUAAAAAAGAAUUCGAAGAAAAGUUGAUUUUUAAAACAUAAAAUCAUCAAUAAAAAAUUGAGGAGUUGAAAAAAUAGAAUAUGAAAGAAUAUAAAGAACAAAUUUCAUAAUUGAGAUAAAUUUAUGAUUUAAAAAAUCAAAAGAUUGAAUAAAAGUUUAUGGAAGAGAAAAGAUUAUGGAACUAAAAUUAAAUUAAAUUGUUAAAGAACUUGAAAGUUAAUUUGAUAAUAAUUAAGAUGAAAAAAUGA
Molecule: messenger RNA, 433 nt
Organism: Paramecium sonneborni
Lineage: Eukaryota; Ciliophora; Oligohymenophorea; Peniculida; Parameciidae
Source: the annotation of a GenBank genome assembly